AUGUUGAAUCCGUGGAACAUCCGCAACCACAUCCAUGUCGUCGAUCUGGUUUCAGAAGAUAUCAAGCCCCGUUUGAUCAAUCACCGAAGCCAUUACGAUGCCAAAGCAUAUGCGUCUCAAGCCGUGCUGCGAUGCGACUCCGAGCGGGGCGACUUCCAUGUGCUCGCACUGCCAGAGGAAGGCAGUACCCUCAUGGUGGACCAGUGCGGCGAAGAAGCUUCUACGGCACCUCUGGUGUUCUCACCACUCCAUGGGCUCACUCCCAAGGCUUUAUCCGCCGAUGGCACUCGCACGUUGUGUCUUGUAGACGCAGCGAGGCCUUCCGCCGAUCAUCCUCCGGCUGCUUCCCCGCAAUUCUGCGUUGUGGACACCGCUACCGGGGAUAUACUGUCGGGGCCAUUCGAAGGCGAGCUGCCUCCGGUAGUCAUUGGUGAACACCAAGUUAUGAGUAUUGGGCAGUUUGGGAACUUGCAACACAGUCACGGUUCAUCGUAUCGCGGAGGAUGGUUUUGGAGCGUGACGCUAUAUGGCAGGCUCUAUCGAACUCCUGCCUUCGACGAUGAACAGGACGUUCGUGAGGCGCCAACAGCGGAGCAGGGAAAGAAGGAGGGGAAGAAGGAGGGGAAGAAGAAGGGGAAGAAGAAGGCGGCGAGCUUGAUCAAGGAGUCCAGUAGCUCCGUGGAGGAGUCGGGGAGGGCGGUGCGAGUCGCAGUCGCAUACGACGGGUCGAUGUUCGUAUGGUCGGAUUGGGACGGGAGCGUGCAUUUCCAUCGCACCGUAGGCGGCGUUUGA
Epithele typhae is the source of this 792-nucleotide messenger RNA. RefSeq lists its product as uncharacterized. NCBI's taxonomy places the organism in Eukaryota, Fungi, Basidiomycota, Agaricomycetes, Polyporales, Epitheliaceae. The record is from RefSeq and is a predicted model, not a curated record. The coding region runs from base 1 to 792 and encodes 263 amino acids. The transcript has a single exon.